This is a messenger RNA of Triticum dicoccoides, 1640 nucleotides long. Its product is annotated as probable protein phosphatase 2C 69. The record is from RefSeq and is a predicted model, not a curated record. Gene Ontology annotation, molecular function: protein serine/threonine phosphatase activity. Lineage: Eukaryota; Viridiplantae; Streptophyta; Magnoliopsida; Poales; Poaceae. The transcript has 9 exons. Gene Ontology annotation, biological process: protein dephosphorylation. The coding region runs from base 1 to 1281 and encodes 426 amino acids.
AUGGCGAUGGCGGCGGUGCCGCUCGGCGUGCUGCUGCGGCGGGAGGUCACGAGCGAGCGGAUGGAGCGCCCGGACGUGCUCUGCGGGGAGGCCAGCCGCAGCCGCAAGGGCGAGGACGUCACGCUGCUCCUCGCCGACGCUGGCCAGCGCGUCGCCGGCGACCCCUCCACCUCCUUCUCCGUCUUCGCGCUGUUUGAUGGCCACCAUGGAUCUGGAGCGGCCAUAUACGCAAAGAACAAUCUGCUCAACAAUGUCCUGCGUGCUACCCCUUCAGGUUUGACCAGGGAUGAGUGGCUUGCAGUGCUUCCACGUUCACUCGUUGCAGCAUUUGUCAAGACAGAUAAGGAUUUGCAAGCCGCAGCUGAAAGUUCUGGUACAACUGUGACAUUUGUGAUAAUAGACGAGUGGGUUGUAACAGUAGCAUCAGUUGGUGAUUCGCGCUGCAUACUAGAGUCAGCUGAUGGUUCACUAUACCAUUUGUCAGCUGAUCAUCGCUUUGACUCCAACCGAGAUGAGGUGGAACGUGUAACUGCAUGGGGAAGCAAGGUUGGAAAACUGAAUGUUGUUGGUGGUCCAGAGGUUGGUCCUUUAAGAUGCUGGCCAGGUGGUUUGUGCCUAUCUAGAUCAAUUGGGGAUAUGGAUGUUGGUGAAUGCAUCAUCCCUGUUCCUCACGUGAAGCAAGUGAAGCUAUCCAAUGCUGGAGGCAGAAUUAUCAUUGCAAGCGAUGGUGUAUGGGAUGAUUUGACUUUUGAAAUGGCUCUUGAAUGUUCUCGUGGAUAUCCAUCCGAUAUAGCUGCCAAUCGAAUUGUUAAUGAAGCAACCCUACCUCGAGGACUAAGAGAUGAUACUACCUGCAUCGUGGUGGACAUACUACCCCCAGAAAAACUAGCUCCUAGUCCUCCAGCAAAGUGGCAGGGGAAAACCGUACUCAAUAAUAUGUUCCGUGUUGAUCUGAAGAAUAACAUGUUCCGCCGAAAAAAUUCAGAUGCAUCUUUUAAAAUAGAUAGAGAAUAUGCUGAGCCGGAUGUGGUGGAAGAAAUAUUUGAGGACGGGUCUGCCAUGCUUUCAAGAAGGCUUAGUACAGGAUACGCACUUCGGAACAUGUUUGAACCCUCCAGCUGUGCGAUCUGCCAGUUUAGACUGAAAUCUGGUCAGGGGAUUUCCAUACAUGCUAACCCGCUGCAACACGAAAAAAUGCAAGGUUGGCAAGGUCCUUUCCUCUGCCAAAGCUGCCAUGAAAAGAAGAAAGCAAUGGAGGGUAAACGGCGUCCAAUAGAUUAGUCGACCGCAGAUGCCUUCAGUCACGCGGAGCAGGCCUAAUUGCUGAAACCAUUCUUUGAUAGACAUUCCUUUUGUUUUCUUUACCAGGAACGUUAGUCAGUUGACCACAUUUUUUUUUUGUACAUUGACCACUCUAGUCAAGCAGUACAAAGUAUUCUUGACAAGUUAGGUUGGAAUUUCAUUGAUCAGUCGGACCAACAUGGGAAAGGGCACCCUUUUCAAAUGAGAAAAGCAUAGUCGUUAGAAUUUUAGCUUGACUGUACAGGUGUCUAAAGGAUCACUAAUAUUCUUUUUGUAGAUGAGUUGAAUGACGGUGGUUGAGAAAAAGAAAAAGUUUGGUGAUUGUUUGAAUGCUUUAA